Molecule: messenger RNA, 773 nt
Organism: Jaculus jaculus (lesser Egyptian jerboa)
Lineage: Eukaryota; Metazoa; Chordata; Mammalia; Rodentia; Dipodidae
Gene: Ramac
Product: RNA guanine-7 methyltransferase activating subunit
Exons: 3
Coding region: 89-445 (118 amino acids)
Biological process (GO): RNA 5'-cap (guanine-N7)-methylation
Molecular function (GO): RNA binding
Source: RefSeq, a predicted model, not a curated record
GCGCCGCCGCCGCCGCGCUCGGCCUCUUCCCGCACGCCGGCUCGGCGGAGCAGCGGCUCGGCGGAGCCCUGUUGUACAGAAUUUCAAGAUGAGUGAUACUUCUGAAGCUGUUCCAAACUUUGAAGAGAUGUUUGCAAGUAGAUUCACAGAAGAUGACAAGGAGUACCAGGAGUACUUGAAACGCCCUCCUGAAUCUCCUCCAAUCGUUGAGGAAUGGAAUAGCCGAGCUGGUGGGAACCAGAGAAAUAGAGGCCACUGGUUGCAAGACAACAGGCAGUUUAGAGGUAGGGAUAACAGACGGGGAUGGCCAAGUGACAACCGAUCGAAUCAGUGGCAUGGAAGAUCUUGGGGUAAUAGUUACCCACAGCAUAGACAAGAACCUUACUAUCCACAACAGUAUGGACAAUAUGGUCACAACCAGCGGCCUCCAUAUGGUUACUACUGAAAUGUCAGCAGGUUCUAACUACUUUGUUAUAAACAUGCUCAAAGCUUGUGUGUCAUCUGUGAUCAUAGCUUUCAUCAUAUUUUUGAGACUGGUUAAUUUUUAGAACUUGAAAUUAAAAAAAAAUCUUACUGAAGAGAUGUGAUUGUUUCUGGGAAUAAAUCUCCCCUAUCCUCCACCCAACUAAAAGGUGCACUGUAUUGUUUGGACUUCUACUUUAUGUACUUCUUUGUUUCAUGACUUAGUAGUGCUUUAAAGUUGGUGUAUUUUCCUUGUUUGGCCUCUAGAAGUUCUGUCUUUAACACAUAAAUAAAAACCUUAAAGUAGAAAA